CUAACAAAUCUACAGAACUAUUAUAAUCCUAAUGAAAUAAUAGAAACUUGAUAUCUAAAUUGAAUAAAAUAUAUAGUAAACAAUUCAGAAAUAUUUAUCUAAAUACUAUAUACUUAUGAUUCAUUCGGUAAAAGGUGAUAAUGAGGAUGAUAAAAAUGUAUCCAAACAAACCAAAGAUGUUAAACUUAAUGAUAAUACCAAUUUCCUUGACAAUGACUCUAAAUAUUCUAAACAACAGCAGCAUUCUAAGGGAGACCAAUAUUCAAACAACAUAACAAUGAAAAAGGAACUAAAGUUUUACAAGGAUUGGAUUAACGAGACAUCUUAUAAAAGGGCGUCAAUAUUUGCUGAUUACGAUUUAGAACCACAAGAAUUGUCUGCUAUAUGGAGAUUUUUGCCGGUCAUUUUAUACCUUGGCAGCAUAGUAAGUUCCAUGAUUUUGGUAGUCUCUCUAGGAGCAGCUCAAAAUGACUUUAGAGGAUUUUGUGUGCUAUUUUCAACCCUCAAAUAUACCUUAAUUGGGUCCGUGAAAGAAAAUGAUCUCGACAUCAAUAUCACAGACGAAAAUAUUUUACUAGAGUACCACAAAUUUAUUUCCCCUAAUCUUAAUAAGUCUUCGGAAUUAGCCAAGAUUGGAACGACUUUCCCCCAAUUAAAUUACGAAACGAUAUCAGUUAUCAGGAAGAGAAGACAAUUUAAUGUUACUUACGCUUAUAAUAAUACCGACACCAAUUCACUUUCACCAAAUACGAGUAAAGAUUUGGGACUUGCUUCUUCUAAUAUAUUAACGGAAUCCUACACAAACACUCUUCCUAAUUUUUCAUAUAGUCACACAAUAGUCGUAAAUUCAUCUAAAGCUUUAACCAUUUUACCAAACAAUUCGGCUUUGUUAACUAAUAACAUACACAAGAGGGAUAAUUAUACAUGGCUCAUCCCUACACCAAGCCUUGUUCAGUCAUUUAACCAUACAGUGCUUGAAAAACUUGAGGAGGACUAUUACCACUACCCUAGCACUAAUAGAGGUCGUAAGAAAUCACCAACCAAUAACAACCAACAGGUGAAUCUAGUUCCGGUAGCUACUAUAGAUUAUAUAUAUUCUUCCUGGGGUCCCAUAUGUAUUUGUAACUUUUGCAUAUACAUAGGAGUAGCUUCCCUCUUUUAUGCCUUCUUGUGUUGCAUGUUCUUUUCCCUGUGUCAGAUAGGACGCAAACAAUAUUCCACGUUAGAACAUCCAUCCAGACUAGUGCUGCCAACUCUCAUUCUUAGUUUGAUAUUUUCCUUGUUAACAAUUGCGUCAAGUUGGUUGAUCUCCAAGGGAAUUAAUUUAUGGUGCCAAGGAAUUGAAGAUGGUCCUUUAUUAGAAUGCGAGGAAGUUCAGAAUUACGUGUGGAUUAACAAUGAGAAACAUUUGAUAAACAUGAAAAGAACUGGAAAAUUUUACACUUUUCUCCGAAUUUCUGAGGUUGCUAGCUGGAUAACUUGCCUAUUUUGGAUAAUUUGCACUGGAAUCUUAAUGGUGAGAUUUUUCUGGGCAGUAGAUUUUACUCAAGACAAUUAUUAUGACAAUUUCAAAAUAAACCAGAGUUAUGAUAAUGAUAAUUUUGCCUCACCAAAAAUUAUGGAUAAAAUGAUGAACGAAAAACAAGAUGAUGUCCUCCAGGGGAAAGGAUUGGAAAAGCAAAAGACAAACGACAAAAAACAAACGGAGUCUCGAGGGAUGUAGUACUCGAAACCUAUUAUUGGAUAAAACAUAAAUAGGAAAAUUUUGCAAAUAUAAAUAUAUUAUAUUAUGUGAAUAUUCGUUUUAUAUAAUGUUUUUUUUGUAAAUAUUAGAAUAAUUGAAAUGUUUUACGAUUACAUAUAAUCGAUUUUCAAAAUUGAAUUUAAAAAAUUUAAUGUGUCACCUAAACUUUAUCAAUCUUACCCCAAUAAUUAUGAGGUGGGAUUCAUCAAUUUCUUCCGAUUUUCUACUCAUGAUUACGCCAAAAUUAGCUGCUUCUCCAAUUUUUUACUAU
Gordionus sp. m RMFG-2023 is the source of this 2015-nucleotide messenger RNA. RefSeq lists its product as uncharacterized. The record is from RefSeq and is a predicted model, not a curated record. The transcript has 5 exons. NCBI's taxonomy places the organism in Eukaryota, Metazoa, Nematomorpha, Gordioida, Chordodea, Parachordodidae. Bases 116 to 1723 code for a protein of 535 amino acids.